This is a messenger RNA of Triticum dicoccoides, 2112 nucleotides long. Its product is annotated as probable methylenetetrahydrofolate reductase. Lineage: Eukaryota; Viridiplantae; Streptophyta; Magnoliopsida; Poales; Poaceae. Gene Ontology annotation, cellular component: cytosol. Gene Ontology annotation, molecular function: FAD binding; methylenetetrahydrofolate reductase [NAD(P)H] activity. The record is from RefSeq and is a predicted model, not a curated record. Gene Ontology annotation, biological process: tetrahydrofolate interconversion. The coding region runs from base 81 to 1865 and encodes 594 amino acids. The transcript is spliced from 12 exons.
CCGCCCGCCCGCCCGCCGCGACGCCAUUAGCAGAGCCAGAGCAGUGGGGGAGAAGGUUCUAGAGGAAGAGGAAGAGGAAGAUGAAGGUGAUCGAGAAGAUCCAGGAGGCGGCGGCGAAUGGCCGGACCGUCUUCUCCUUCGAGUACUUCCCGCCCAAGACGGAGGAGGGCGUGGAGAACCUCUUCGAGCGGAUGGACCGCAUGGUGGCGCACGGCCCCAACUUCUGCGACAUCACCUGGGGCGCCGGCGGAUCCACCGCCGACGUCACCCUCGACAUCGCCAACCGCAUGCAGAACAUGGUAUGUGUGGAAACGAUGAUGCACUUGACAUGCACCAACAUGCCAGUGGAGAAGAUCGAUAAUGCUUUGGAUACCAUCAAGUCCAAUGGGAUUCAAAAUGUUCUGGCACUUCGAGGAGAUCCUCCACAUGGCCAGGACAAAUUUGUUCAAGUUGCUGGUGGAUUUUCUUGUGCUCUAGAUCUGGUGGAGCACAUUAAAGCCAAGUAUGGUGAUUACUUUGGCAUAACUGUCGCUGGCUAUCCAGAGGCACACCCUGAGGUAAUACUAGGCGAGGAAGGUGCUACGGAGGAAGCAUAUAGCAAAGAUCUUGCUUACUUGAAGAGAAAGGUUGAUGCUGGUGCUGACGUUAUAGUCACCCAGCUUUUCUAUGAUACCGAUAUCUUUCUCAAGUUUGUGAACGACUGCCGUCAGAUUGGUAUAACCUGCCCUAUCGUUCCUGGCAUAAUGCCAAUAAAUAACUACAAAGGAUUUGUGCGCAUGACUGGAUUCUGCAAAACUAAGAUUCCAGCUGAGAUUACUGCUGCCUUGGAUCCUAUUAAAGACAAUGAGGAGGCUGUGAAAGCAUAUGGAAUCCACCUUGGUACUGAGAUGUGCAAGAAAAUUUUGGCUAGUGGGAUCAAGACUUUGCACCUGUACACACUAAACAUGGAGAAGACUGCUUUAGCAAUUCUGAUGAAUCUUGGCUUAAUAGAGGAGUCCAAGCUUUCAAGAACAUUACCUUGGAGGCCACCAACUAAUGUUUUCCGUGUCAAAGAGGAUGUUCGCCCUAUAUUCUGGGCCAACAGACCAAAGAGUUACAUUUCAAGGACCACUGGUUGGGAUCAAUACCCACAUGGACGGUGGGGUGAUUCCAGGAACCCAUCAUACGGUGCACUUAAUGAUCACCAGUUCACACGGCCACGUGGACGUGGUAAGAAGCUCCAAGAGGAAUGGGCUGUUCCACUGAAAUCUGUGCAAGACAUUAAUGAGCGGUUCGUGAACUUCUGUGAAGGAAAACUUAAAAGCAGCCCAUGGUCUGAGUUAGAUGGUCUUCAACCCGAGACGACGAUAAUUGACGAUCAGCUGGUGAAGAUUAACUCAAAGGGUUUCCUUACCAUCAACAGCCAACCUGCUGUAAAUGCAGAGAAAUCUGAGUCUCCUAGUGUUGGAUGGGGCGGCCCAGGAGGCUAUGUUUACCAGAAGGCCUACGUCGAAUUCUUCUGCGCUAAGGAGAAGCUGGGCCAACUCAUCGAGAAGAGCAAGGCAUUCCCUUCCCUCACGUACAUCGCCGUGAACAAGGAAGGGGAAUCGAUCUCAAACAUCCCUGCGAACGCCGUGAAUGCUGUCACAUGGGGUGUGUUCCCCGGCAAGGAGAUCAUCCAGCCUACCGUCGUUGACUCAGCGAGCUUCAUGGUCUGGAAAGAUGAAGCGUUUGAGAUCUGGUCCAGGGGAUGGGCCUGCCUGUUCCCAGAGGGCGACUCGUCCAGGGAGUUGCUAGAGCAGAUUCAGAAGAGCUAUUACUUGGUCAGCCUCGUGGACAAUGACUACAUCAGCGGGGACCUCUUUGCUGCAUUCAAGGAGAUCUAAUUUCGAUGAGACCUUACAGUAUGCUGCGUUUGACCGCCCUUCGCUAGAGUCCUGUAAUAUGAUUUGUCGUGAUUUCUGUCGAUUUAUCCAAACCACUCUAUGAAUAAGAAUUUUCUAUCUGUGUUCCUUCGUGUGCAGUCUCUCCACUUGUCUAGCUUAUUUGUUACCUAGGUUUAUUUUACCCAAUGAUGAGUUGAAGCCUUUUUAAUGUAUAUACGUGGUAAUACAGUUUACUGCCACGACAGAA